GUUGGUGGGUUUGGUAACAUCAGCACCAUGGUGGACAACAGCACCAGCAGCAGCAGCACCUCGGUGGAUGUGAUCCGAGAAGGCGACACGGUGGUGUGCUACACGAGCGACGACCGCGUGUUCUUCCAAGAGAUCCUGCCCAGGAUGGUCAUUCGCAUCGGCAAGUCGCAAGUGUCGGUCAAGUGCGUGGAAGGGUUUCCAUUCGGCACGAUCUUCGAAGAGCAGGACAAGACCCUCGUGCCAGUGGAAGGCGGGCUGUUCCCCGACCCUGUGGCGCCGGAAGUGGGCGACUUCGAAGUGCCCACCAACGACAACCGCAGCUACACGGACACGAACGACUCGCAGAAGCUCAGCAACCACGAGAUCGCGGCGCUGAGGGCGCAGGGCGUCAACGGGUCGGCGCUCAUCGCGAAGCUCGUCGAGAAUUCAGACACAUGGGACACCAAGACCGAGUUUUCCAAGCAAAAGUACCUCAAGAAGAAGCAGCAAAAGUACAUGCCGCGCAUCCAAAUGGUUCGCUGCACGGCAAUUGCCCUCUGCGACGUGUACCACUCGCGCCAACCGGCCAAGAUCCUCAACCUUCGCUACGACAUCAUUGGCCAAAUUCUCAGCUACGGCAACAUAUAUGCAGGUGCCCAAGUGUUGCUGGUCGAGACGUGUAUGGGGCUCAUCACCGGUGCCAUUGCCGAGCGUAUGUUGGGCCGUGGCCAUUUGCUGGCCGGGUACGAAGGCCAGCAAGCAUCAGUGGAUACAGUUCGGCGAUUCAAUUUCGACCAACAAGUGAACGACAGCAUCGUCUACUUUCCGUUCCAUUACAUUGGUCAACUGGACCAAGACGAAGCAACGCUGGUCGCGACCGAGUCGACUGCGUACGAGGUUGCCCGCUCCACGCCCGACGAAAUCGACGCGCGCAAGGCCGAAGUGGCGGCUCAAGUGUCGAUGUACACGGACGAGGAGCAAAAAAAAUAUCUCCAAAAAAAAGAACUGCGCAAACUCAAACAGCGCCAAGCCAAGCCGAAAAAGUCGCCCACUGACAUCCGCACCUUGUUGCGCACGCCGUCCGACAGUUUGGUGAUUGUAAGCCACUACGACCCGCUGGCAAUGCUGCUGCAGCUGCUGCCCAACCUCGGUCUAUCCCGACCGUUUGUCGUGUACUGCGAGUACCUGGAGCCCCUCACAAGUGCCUUUGACGCCCUGCAACGGAUGGAUUCCAUCAUAAAUUUGCAACUAAACGACACGUGGACGCGCGAGUACCAGAUUUUACCGGGACGAACGCACCCCGAGAUGACGAUGAGUGCAGGCAGUGGGUACCUCCUCUCGGGGAUCAAAGUGGAGGCGACGCCCGCCCCCGCCCACUUGGCCGACCUGAAAGUGCUGCCUCGACGCACCAACGCCAAGAAGCCACGUGUCACGCGGGAUUAAAAAAAGAAUCACAUAGAAAUGUGAGUAGAGUAUUGGGCUUAUAUUUCUCAUAUCGGCUGCAAUAUAGUAGUAUAUGCGGGGAAG
Messenger RNA from Aphanomyces astaci, 1506 nucleotides. RefSeq lists its product as hypothetical. The record is from RefSeq and is a predicted model, not a curated record. Bases 28 to 1422 code for a protein of 464 amino acids. Lineage: Eukaryota; Oomycota; Saprolegniomycetes; Saprolegniales; Verrucalvaceae. Gene Ontology annotation, biological process: tRNA methylation. The transcript has 8 exons. Gene Ontology annotation, cellular component: tRNA (m1A) methyltransferase complex; nucleus.